Molecule: messenger RNA, 1678 nt
Organism: Solanum pennellii
Lineage: Eukaryota; Viridiplantae; Streptophyta; Magnoliopsida; Solanales; Solanaceae
Product: probable arabinosyltransferase ARAD1
Exons: 4
Coding region: 215-1522 (435 amino acids)
Molecular function (GO): glycosyltransferase activity
Source: RefSeq, a predicted model, not a curated record
ACCCUCCCCCAAAGUGUGAAGUUGGCCAUAGGUAUGAAAUGAUCAAAUACAGAUAUAUCAUGACAUUCUCAUUCUCCAAUUCCUUCGAUCUGAUCAUCAUUUAUUCCUCUUUCCCAUUUCUCAAUAAUCAACAUCUCAUGCAUUUCCAUGGCUGAAACUUCAUUCAGCUAGAAGAGAUCUCCUCAACAACCAUCAAAAACAAGAGAAAAAAGAGAUGAGUAGUAAGUAUUUUGUGUGCUUCACAAUAUUCAUUUUAUUCAUCUUCGCGUCUAUAUUCUACAGUGGUCGUACCAUUGAUUACAGAUCCAAAUUUCUGCUUUUCACAUCCCUGCCGCCGAGUAACGCUACGUCCUGCAGCAGCAGUGCUACUCAACCGCGGCGGCAGCCACUCAAUGUUUAUAUGUACGAUUUGGGGAUGAAGUAUAAUGUUGGAAUGUUGAAAGGCCCGCAUUACGAUGGUCCUCCAGUUACGGUUGAGACUCUGCCGGAGUUUCCUCAUUAUACUGGGUUAAGGAGACAACACACGGUGGAGUAUUGGAUGCUGGCUUCGUUGUUGUAUCGUGAAAAUGGAACGAAGCAGCAAGAGGCGGUUAGAGUUUUGAAUCCGGAUUCAGCUGAUGUGUUCUUUGUACCCUUUUUUUCUUCGUUGAGCUAUGAUACUUAUGAUAAUCAGGGGAAUGAUACACAGUCGAAGUUUGAUGAUCAACUGCAGGCUGAAAUUGUUGACUUCUUACAAAAAUCUGAAUAUUGGAAGAGGUCUGCUGGUCGAGAUCAUGUGAUACCAAUGCAACAUCCAAAUGCUUUCAAACAUUACCGGGAUAAGGUAAAUGCUGCUAUCUUCGUCGUAGCAGAUUUUGGUCGGCCUUCUCCAUCUGUGUCUAAUUUGAGGAAAGAUGUUGUGGCCCCAUAUGGACAUGUGGUUGCAACUUUUGAAGCUGAUGACUUCUCAGACCCAUAUGAUUCUCGCACAACACUCCUUUUCUUCCGGGGGAAGACAAAGAGAAAAGCUGAAGGGAAAGACCGUAAGCGGCUGGAAAAAAUAUUAAGUGGUCAAAAGGAUGUUGUUUUUGAAGCAAAUGGAGUCACCGAGGGAGGUGUAAAUGCAUCUACCAAGGGGAUGCGUUCGUCAAAGUUCUGUCUAGAUCCAGCAGGGGAUACCCCAUCAUCUUGCCGCCUUUUUGAUGCUAUAGUUAGUCAUUGUGUCCCUGUAAUUGUGAGUGACAAAAUUGAGCUACCUUAUGAGGAUGAAAUAGACUACAACAAGUUCUCUAUCUUCUUCUCACGUGAGGAUGCAAAGAAAGAAGGCUACAUACUUGAUCAGCUCAAGAGAAUUUCUAAAAAAAAAUGGCUUGAAAUGUGGAGAUAUCUUAAGAACAUUACACAUCAUUUUGAGUACCAGUACCCACCGAAGAACGGCGAUGCUGUAAGCAUGCUAUGGAGGCAAGUGAAGCACAAGCUUCCUGCUGUAAAACUUGCUGUACAUAGAAACCGGAGGCUUAAAGUGCCAGAUUGGUGGAGAUAGCUUUUGAAGCUUCAAUUAGGUGAUACUUGGAAGUGUUGUUUACACAAAUACUUAAUAGUGUUUAGAAUAGGAAUAGGAACAAGAACAAUAUAUAUAAUCAAAACUUUUUUACUGGGAGGUUCAGGGAUCAAUUUCUACUGAAUACAUUUUUCCUUA